AGCCACAGGGCAAGGUUCAGGUGGACAGACCUUUUCAUCCCCAACUUGUCCAAAGCCUCUCAGAAACUCUCUGACACACAGAGAGCAGUGUGUCCAGAGCUCAACCUGGAAGAGCACAGCCAUGGUGUUCUGGGGUCUGGUGCUGGGAGCCCUGCUGGUGGUCACUACGGGGUGCCUGUAUUUGCUUGGGGUGCUCCGGCAACGCAGGCCCCAGGAGCCCCCUCUGGAUAAGGGCUCCAUCCCCUGGCUGGGCCAUGCCAUGGCUUUCCGGAAGAAUAUGUUUGAAUUCCUGAAGCACAUGUGGGCCAAGCAUGGAGAUGUGUUCACAGUGCAGCUCGGAGGCCAGUACUUCACCUUUGUCAUGGACCCCCUGUCCUUUGGCCCCAUCCUCAAGGAUGCACAGAGAAAACUAGACUUUGUGAAGUAUGCAGAAAAACUGGUGCUAAAGGUAUUUGGAUACCACUCGGGGCAGGGAGACUACCGGAUGAUACACUCUGCCAGCACCAAAUACCUCAUGGGGGAUGGCUUGGAGGAUCUCAACAAAACCAUGCUAGACAGCCUGUCCUUGGUUAUGCUAGGACCCACAGGCCAGAGUCUGGAUUCUAGCUGCUGGCAUGAAGACGGCCUCUUCCACUUCUGCUACAAUGUCUUGUUCAAGGCUGGCUACCUGAGCUUAUUCGGCUAUACCAAGGACCAGGAGCAGGACCUGAGACAGGCAGAGGAAUUAUUUGUUCAGUUCCGUAAGUUUGACCGCUUGUUCCCCAGAUUUGUGUAUUCCUUGCUGGGGCCCCGGGAGUGGCGAGAAGUGGGCCGGCUCCAGCGUCUCUUCCACAAGGCACUCUCUGUGAAGCGCAACUUGGAAAAGAAUGGCAUAAGCCGCUGGAUAUCCUACAUGCUUCAGUAUCUGAGGGAGCGGGGAGUAGCCCCGGCCAUGCAAGACAAGUUCAACUUCAUGAUGCUCUGGGCCUCCCAGGGGAACACGGGCCCGACCUCCUUCUGGGCCCUCUUGUUCCUCCUAAAGCACCCGGAAGCCUUGCAGGCUGUGAGAGAGGAGGCCACCCAAGUCCUAGGGGAGGCCAGGCUGAAGGCCAGGCAGUCCUUUGACUUCAAGGUCAGCACCCUGCACCACACGCCAGUGCUGGACAGUGUGAUGGAGGAGACUCUGCGGCUGGGGGCUGCACCCACCCUCCUCAGGGUGGUGCACAAUGACCAUAUCCUGAAGAUGGCCAGUGGACAGGAGUACCUGCUUCGAAGUGGAGAUAUCGUGGCCCUCUUCCCCUAUCUUUCAGUGCACAUGGAUCCUGACAUCCACCCGGAACCCACCACCUUCAAGUAUGAUCGUUUCCUCAACCCCAAUGGUAGCCGAAAAGUGGACUUCUACAAGGCAGGCAAGAAGAUCCACCACUAUACCAUGCCGUGGGGCUCAGGUGUCUCCAUCUGCCCUGGGAGGUUCUUGGCCACCAAUGAGAUGAAGCUCUUUGUCUUGCUCAUGGUCACAUACUUUGACCUGGAGCUGGUGGACCCCAACACACCUGUGCCACCUGUGGAUCCCCAGCGAUGGGGCUUUGGCACCACACAGCCCAGCCACGAGGUGCGCUUCCGCUACCGCCUGCGACCUACCAGCUGAGCUCUGCCACGGUGGCUGCAAGCCUGGCCUCAAGACCUCCCCUGGGGGUCUCUACCUCCUCUCGCCCCUCUGAAGCCCCACCCUUCCCUCGGGUUCUCUGGUAUCUCCUACCUCUGUCCUGGUUGCCUUCCUUGCUCUCUGGCUUUCCUCUUGCUACCUGGUAGGCUUAUCCGUCUCUCCUGAAAACACCAUCUCUCAGAGUGGGUUCUGCAGAACCUUCCUCUCAUGCAAAGUGCAGACAGAGGAAGGGAAAGUAUCUGUGGGAAACUUAGUUUGGGAAAUAAUGCGUAUCUUGACAAGUCCUGCAGUACGGAAACUGGUUAUUGUGAGUAACACAGUGUCUUGCAAAUGUUACCCUCCACUCUCCUACCUCACUUUAUUGUUUUCCUCUAUGCUUAUUCCACAUCCUGUGGAAUUCAAGUCCAUCCAAAGGAACACAAGGCAAUCCACGUGUGUAAUUUUUAAUUUUCUAGCUGACCCAUUUUUUUAAAAAAUAAAAGGAAACAGGCGAAGUUCAUGUUUAUAAUAUAUUUAACUUAGACCAAUAUAUCUAAAAGAUUAGCAUUUCAGUAUGUCAUCAAUAUAAGAAUAGUUGUGAAAUAUUUUUACAGUUCUCUUUUCUGUGUUGCCUGCAAAUUCUGGUGUGUACUUUUUCCCCUAGCAGCCUUUCUCACUUCAGACCAGGUGUAUUCUAAGUGCUCAACAGCCGUCUGGGGCUAGUGGCUCCCGAACUGGAUAGAGCAGGUCUAGAGACAUGUUGCCUUUCACAUAGGAGUUAUCCAAGGCCCCUCCUCAAUGCCCUGGUCUCCCCUCCAAGCGCCCACCCCACGUCAACUACUCCUCUGGUUUCUGCAACCACUGCUGAGCUUGGAACCCGUUCCUACAAUGCAGACCCUCAGCCUCCCAACCGGGGUCCCACAGCCCCUCUGACUCAGUUUGGCUCAUGCAGAACUCAGCAUCUGUUCCUCACCUCUGCCCUAAACCACCCCCUUCUCUGGAUUUCUCUGCCUGUCUCUGCUCAGGACACCACCACCUGCACUAUCCCCCAAGACAGAUAUGGAGGAGACACCCUCACUUCCUUCCCUGCUCUCACCCAUUUGUAGUCAGGCCCCAGUCUGUUCCUUCAAGCCCUGGUGGUGCCUUUGAAACUGUCACGUUUUCCCCACCCCCACUGCCUUUCUUAAAGCUCAGCACCCCGCAUCUCCCCACACCAGGCCUGCCGGGUCCUCUCUUUACCCUGACCUUUCUCCAAACCUUUCAACUCUGAUUGUCACUCUUUCACUUUUCGGGCCCCCCAUCCUUCCACACCUAACAUUCAAAUUUUGCCACCAUCGGUCCCUAAAUUCUCAAUCCAGUGCAAUUUAUGAUCUAUAAAGUGCAGUUGCUUGCUUCUACAGCCAACCCCGGGGCUGGCUUCUCCUGGAAGUUUUCCUGGAUCUCACCCCUUCCAUCCUCUGGCCAGAAAUGGACUCCAUCCCCUGAGGCUACCCUAGCAUAGUUUGUGUCAUAGCACAUCUGUUAUGUGUCAUUGCUUUCUAUGUCCUGCUCUCUUUAUCUUUCCCCCUCCCCCAGACUGGAGCUCAUAGGACUUGGUAUCUUAUUACUUCAUCUCUGACCCCCAAUUCCCCAAACAGAGAUUAAAUGACAGAAAAUUGA
Messenger RNA from Canis lupus familiaris (dog), 3283 nucleotides. It is a transcript of the gene CYP8B1, whose product is annotated as cytochrome P450 family 8 subfamily B member 1. Gene Ontology annotation, molecular function: heme binding; iron ion binding; sterol 12-alpha-hydroxylase activity. NCBI's taxonomy places the organism in Eukaryota, Metazoa, Chordata, Mammalia, Carnivora, Canidae. The record is from RefSeq and is a predicted model, not a curated record.